AUGGCUAACUCAAUGUGGUUUGGCCGGAAAACACCUCAAAAGCCUCGGAGGUCACCGGAAACUGGGAUCUUCUGUGAUAUGCCUGCCUUGGCAGAUAGAGAUAACAUUCUUCUGAGGUACACCCGCUUGGGAAACUCUUUGAUUUGCCAACCACAACAGAGAAACAUGCAUGGUCGAAUCUUUGGAGGGUUUUUGAUGCACCGAGCAUUUGAAUUGGCUUUCUCCACCGCUUAUGCCUUUGCAGGCUUGGUGCCUUGCUUUUUGGAAGUCGAUCAUAUUGACUUCUUGAAACCUGUGGACGUUGGAGAUUUCCUGUGUUUCAGAUCAUGUGUUCUUUACACAGAAGUUCAAAAUCCUGAUCAGCCUCUAAUUAACAUCGAAGUUGUGGCCCACGUUACGAGGCCUAAGCUCAGGUCUAGUGAGGUUUCAAAUACAUUUUAUUUCACUUUCACCGUACGCCCGGAGGCAAAGGCCACAAAAGAUGGAUUCAGGUUACUGAAUGUGGUUCCAGCAACAGAGGAAGAAGCACGCCAUAUAGUAGAACGCAUGGAUGCUCAAGCCCUGAUUUCAACAAAAUAUUCAAUCAGCAAAUAA
Molecule: messenger RNA, 594 nt
Organism: Pyrus x bretschneideri (Chinese white pear)
Lineage: Eukaryota; Viridiplantae; Streptophyta; Magnoliopsida; Rosales; Rosaceae
Product: acyl-coenzyme A thioesterase 2, chloroplastic-like
Exons: 4
Coding region: 1-594 (197 amino acids)
Biological process (GO): acyl-CoA metabolic process
Molecular function (GO): fatty acyl-CoA hydrolase activity
Source: RefSeq, a predicted model, not a curated record